Rhineura floridana is the source of this 2083-nucleotide messenger RNA. RefSeq names its product protein O-glucosyltransferase 2 (gene POGLUT2). NCBI's taxonomy places the organism in Eukaryota, Metazoa, Chordata, Lepidosauria, Squamata, Rhineuridae. The coding region runs from base 431 to 1939 and encodes 502 amino acids. Gene Ontology annotation, cellular component: endomembrane system. Gene Ontology annotation, molecular function: protein binding; glucosyltransferase activity. The record is from RefSeq and is a predicted model, not a curated record. The transcript has 10 exons.
AUUUUUCAUUCGAUCCCGUCCCCUUCCCUUCCCCCACCCCUCUGCGCUUGGCAGUAACGCUACGGCGAAGAUGCUGGCGGAGAGGAAAGGGUGAAUGCAAUAGCAAGAAAGCUGCACGGGCAAGACAAAGAACCUGGGAUGUGGAUGCCGUUUGUCAGCAUUUUUAUCCUCAUGAAUUAUCCAGAAAAGGGAAGCCUCCCCCUUGUCGCUUUGGAAGGAGGGCUGGCAUCAGCGGAGUUGCUUUAAAGAAAGUAUCGGUAGCGAGAAAGGAUGUGUAACUGAGCAGACAAUCUUUCGAGCGCCGUUGAAGGCGCCACGCUGGGACUUAAUUCUUCUGCUCAUCUUCUACCUUUUGCGGAGUGACACGUUUGCCUCCUCCGCGCGUUUCCAUUUGUUCUGUUUUCUUUCUUCAGAGAUAACAAUUCUGUAAAUGUUUAGCAUUUGGCUGACUUGCUACUUGCCUUUGGGGACAAUCGUUCUGGCGUUUUGUGAAUCGGCUGGCGGGACCCGGCUGAGUCCCGAGAACAGUUUGAUAUGGGGGCCUGGCCUCAGAGCAGAUGUUGUCCUUCCUGCUCGGUAUUUUUAUGUUCAGGCUGUGGACCCCGAAGGGAAAAGGUUUACUGUCUCUCCAGGUGAAAAUGCAUUUCAAGUGAAGAUCACAGCUCCCGAGGAGCAAUUUACACGGGUGGGAGUACAAAUAUUAGACAGGAAAGAUGGCUCCUUCAUCAUCAGGUACAGAAUGUACGCAAGCUACAAAAACUUGAAGAUCGAGGUUCAAACCAAAGACAAGCACAUUGCCAAAUCUCCAUAUAUCCUAAAAGGACCUGUCUAUCAUGAGAACUGUGAUUGCCCUCAGGAAGAUGGAAGUGCUUGGCUGGAAGUGAUGAGCUGCCCUCAAGCCAUUCCGCAGAUUCAGAGAGAUCUGGCAAAUUUUCCUACCGUUGACCCUGACAAAAUUGCCAAAGAAAUCCCACAACGUUUUGGGCAGAGGCAGAGCUUGUGCCAUUACACCAUAAAAGACAACAAGAUUUACAUAAAGACCCAUGGUGAACAUGUAGGCUUUAGGAUUUUCAUGGAUGCUAUCCUUCUUUCUUUGAUUCGGAAAGUGAAAAUGCCAGAUGUAGAGUUUUUUGUCAAUUUGGGAGACUGGCCUUUGGAGAAAAAGAAAUCUACUCAGGACAUCCAUCCCAUAUUUUCCUGGUGCGGAUCCAAUGAUUCAAAAGAUAUUGUAAUGCCAACCUAUGACCUGACAGAUUCCGUUUUAGAAACAAUGGGCCGAGUCAGUCUGGACAUGAUGUCUGUUCAGGCAAACACGGGGCCACCUUGGGAAGAGAAGAACACCACAGCAAUAUGGAGGGGUCGAGACAGUCGUAAAGAAAGGCUUGAAUUUGUGAAAAUGAGCAGAAAAUUCCCAGAAAUCAUUGAUGCAGCAUUUACAAACUUCUUCUUUUUCAAGCAUGAUGAAAGUCUCUAUGGCCCCAUUGUGAAGCAUAUUUCCUUUUUUGAUUUCUUCAAGUAUAAAUACCAAAUUAAUAUUGAUGGCACAGUGGCUGCAUACAGACUGCCUUAUUUGCUAGCAGGAAACAGCUUAGUACUCAAGCAGGACUCUGUCUACUAUGAGCAUUUCUAUAAUGAACUACAACCUUGGAAGCACUACGUUCCAUUUAAAAAUGACCUCAGUGAUCUCUUGGAGAAACUGCAAUGGGCAAAAGACCAUGAUGAAGAGGCAAAGAAUAUUGCAAAAGCAGGACAAGAAUUUGCAAGAAAUAAUCUCAUGGGAGACCAUAUAUUCUGUUAUUACUUCAAACUUUUUCAGGAAUACGCCAAACUACAAGUGAGUGAGCCCAAAGAGAGAGAUGGCAUGGAAAAAGUGGAACAGCCUGAUGAUGACCUUUUUCCCUGUAGCUGCCACCGAAAAAAGGUCAAAGAAGAACUUUAACAGGAAGAAAGAAAACUAAUGUUUACACUAUUUGGAUUUCAAUAUCUUCAGAGAAUAAAAAAAUACAAGGUGUGCAAUAGUCUGAAUGCCUUCUAUUGUGCAUGCAGUAUUACUAAAACUUGGGUUUUAUAAUUUUUUAAAAUA